Messenger RNA from Sphaeramia orbicularis (orbiculate cardinalfish), 1828 nucleotides. Its product is annotated as zinc finger protein OZF-like. NCBI's taxonomy places the organism in Eukaryota, Metazoa, Chordata, Actinopteri, Kurtiformes, Apogonidae. The record is from RefSeq and is a predicted model, not a curated record. The transcript has 2 exons. The coding region runs from base 224 to 1828 and encodes 534 amino acids.
UAUUGGUUGUUUUGAAAAUGUCCUGUCGAUGACCUAACGAGUUAAUUUUGUCGAUCUGCUUAAUCUGGUCCUGAACAGAUGUGUUUGUUCUGUUACAUUCCAUUGCAUUUCAGUGACCACCUCUUCUUCUUUCUCUUUGUUUUGAUGUAGAAAGAAGCCGAAGGUGGAUUUUAAGUGAAACCUAAAAGUUGUAUCAGGAGAAGAUCACCUGAUUCCAGCAAAUAUGGAAGGAAAACUCACUUGUGAGCAGUGUGGGAAGAGUUAUACCCACAAGCAUCAGCUGAAGACACACCAACGCAUCCACAGUGGAGAAAGACCGUAUAAAUGUGAGCAGUGUGGGAAGACUUUCACCCAGAUGAGUCAACUUAAGAGACACCUACGCAUCCACAGUGGAGAAAGACCAUAUGACUGUAAACAGUGUGGGAAGACUUUCACCCAGAUGAGUAGCCUUAAGACACACCUUCAUAGCCACAGUGGAGAAAGACCAUAUGAGUGUUACCAUUGUGGGAAGAGUUUCACCCAAGCGUUUAACCUUAGGACACACGUACACAUCCACAACAGAGAAAAACCAUAUUCAUGUGAGGAGUGUGGAAAGGCUUUCAUCAGAAAGGAGGAGCUUAAAAUCCAUCAACGCAUCCACACUGGAGAAAGACCACAUGGCUGUGACCAGUGUGGGAAGACUUUCACCCAUGCGUCUACCCUUAGUACACACCUACGCAUCCACAGUGGAGAAAGACCACAUGUUUGUGACCAGUGUGGGAAGACUUUCACCCAAGCGUCUGCCCUUAGUACACACCUACGCAUCCACAGUGGAGAAAGACCAUAUGAAUGUGGGCAGUGUGGGAAGACUUUUACCCUUAUAACUAGACUUAAGGCACACCUGGUCACCCACAGUGGAGAAAGACCAUAUGACUGUAAACAGUGUGGGAAGACUUUCAUCCGGAUGAGUAACCUUAAGUCACACCUACGCAUUCACAGUGGACAACAACCAUAUGACUGUGAAAAGUGUGGGAAGACUGUCACUUACAUGUCUAACCUUAAGGUACACCUGCGCAUUCACAGUGCAGAAAGACCAUAUUACUGUGAACAAUGUGAGAAAACUUUCACCCAGAGGAGUAACCUUAAGUCACACCUAUGCACCCACAGUGGACAAAGACCCUAUCACUGUGAACAGUGUGGGAAAACUUUCACCCACAUGAAUAGCCUUAAGUCACACCUACGUGUCCACAGUGGAGAAAGACCAUAUGACUGUGAACAGUGUGGGAAAACUUUCACCCACAUUAGUAACUUUAAGUCACACCUACGUGUCCACAGUGGACAUAGACCAUAUAAUUGUGAACAGUGUGGGGAAACUUUCACCCAAAUGAAAGGGCUUAAGGCACACCUACGUGUUCACAGUGGAGAAAGACCAUAUCACUGUGGACAGUGUGGGAAAACUUACAUCCAUAUGAAUGGGCUUAAGGCACACCUACGCAUCCACAGAGAAACACACCGAAACAAUUGUCUUCUACCUGUGAGAAACUUUCCAGCAUUACACCUACCUGAUUCUUCGUGUCUGAUCUCGUUUGUCCCUGACCCGCUCUGCUACCUGUCGUCUGAUCCCUGCCUGUCUCGUCAGCCUGGUUCUGCCUUUUCGUCCGUUUCCCUGGUGCUCGACCUGCCCUUUGUCCCUGACCACGUCUCUCUGCCUGCCGUCUGGUUUCGACCUGUUUCUGCCGCGGACCCUGUCUUCUGUCUCAGCCCCUCUGGACUCUACGGACUCCCCGGUUACUGGACUAUCUGCCUGUCCCCGACGCCCCCCUUUGCCUUACCCCUGUCGGAUUACUGA